UACAGUCUUUUUUCCGUUUAGCAGCGAUACGUCUGUGCCUAAUCUUUCUUUAACGUUACAUAUUUGUUUAGAAAAUGUUAAACAGUUGUUGAAUCAAAUCGACCUGAUAAUGGCGCAGCGAGGCCCAUACAAGAAGUAUCUUUUGGACGUGGAGGCCGAGAUGCCUGCAACUACCAAAAGGCGCAGGUUGCAGGCAAAAGAUGCCCAAACAAUACAUGGCGACAUAUGUUCUGAAAUGGAAUCUCAGGAACCAGCCAAUUCAGAAAAUUUUGAGGUACUUCCAGAAACUGAACAUGAGCAAUACACAGAUUCAGCAGAGAUUGAAGAUGUGAAUGAAUAUCCAGAAGCUGAACCAGAGGAAAGCAAUAAUUAUUUUGACCAUGAGAGGACUAACAGUUCAGAUGAGGAAUCUGAGGAAGUGGAUGACCCACAAAAUGCUGAGUGGAGCAGUGAUGUAAAUUCUCAGACUGCACCUAAGGAUCCCUUGCACUUGGAUGAUGGAGAUGAACCUAUAUAUCCAGGAAGUGAUGUCACAAAGGCAGAGACUAUUUUAAUGAUUCUCACAUUUGUCCUGCGUCAUAAAAUAAGUGGAGAGGGUCUGAAAGAUUUCCUGUCACUACUGCACAUCUUGUUUCCAAGUAUUCUGCCAGCCACAAAAUACCUAUUUGAUAAGUACUUUCUAUCCAUUACAAAUCAAUUUGAAAUUCACUUUUAUUGUGAGUCGUGCAAAGGAUACAUUUGUAAGGAAGUAACAGUACUCACCAAAUGUCCUCAUUGUGAUCUUCCUUUUGACAUUGCCUCUAACCUUAAAAGUGGAUCAUUCAUGAUCUAUUUGCCAUUGUCUUCCUCAUUGAAAGAUGUCCUUGAAAGUCUGAAAAAGAACUCCCAACAGCUAAUAAACAAAGCUGAAUGGGAAUGGGAUGACACAAUACGUGACAUUUUUGAUGGUGACGUCAUGAGAGAGCACAUUCAGAACAAAACAACUGGCCGGUGGGAUUUGACUUUACUGUGGAAUUGUGAUGGAAUUCCCGUAUUUGAAUCAUCUCAGUGUUCCCUCUGGCCAAUACAAGUAACUAUCAAUGAGCUGCCACCAGCUAUGAGAAAAGAACAUAUCCUGCUGUCAUCACUAUGGUUUGGCAAGUCAAAGCCAGUCAUUGAGACCUUUUUAAAGCCAUUUGUUGAAGAGAUGGAAGUUUUAAAAGAGACUGGACUACAGUGGAUCGAUGGUGAUGAGAUUCGCACUAGUAGAGCCUUUGCAGUUGUAAGUGCUUGUGAUGCGGUUGCAAGACCAAUGCUAAAAGACAGCACACAGUUUAAUGGCAAGUAUGGAUGUGACUGGUGUCUUCACCCCGGUGAGCGUGUAGAAAAGGGAAAUGGCUUUGUGAACACCUACCCUUAUGAUGAUUCCCCUGUAGAAAAAAGGCAACCCCAACAAUGGGAAGAGGAUGCAGUCAAGGCCUCACAAGAAGGCUCUCCUGUGAGGGGAGUAAAAGGAAUAUCCCCACUUCUGUUUCUGCCAUUUUUUAACAUCAUAACUGGUUUCGUCCCAGAGUACAUGCAUGCUGUCCUAUUAGGUGUUGUUCGUCAGUUUAUGACCCUGUGGUUUGACAGCUCAUAUCACUGCAAGCCAUGGUAUAUUGGAACAAGAAAACAAGUCAUUAGUAGUCGGUUGCUGUCACUUAAGCCCCCCAAGGAAGUCACACGUACUCCUUCUUCAUUGGACAAGAUAAGAUUUUGGAAAGCUUCGGAAUUUAAGAAUUGGCUGCUUUACUACUCCUUUGCUGUUCUUCAAGGUGUCUUGCCCUCACAGUAUCUAAACCACUGGUUGCUUUUGGUUUAUGCUAUGCAUGUGCUCCUUAUGAAUAACAUCUCACGGCAAGCUAUACAAAAGGCUGAUCUUGCUUUACAUAAAUUUGUGAUACAAGUUGCACCGUUAUAUGGCAGAGAACACAUCAGCUUUAAUGUUCAUCAGCUAACACAUUUAGCUGAUACUGUCAAGUUAUGGGGUCCAUUGUGGUGUAUAUCAGCAUUUGCAUUUGAAAGUAAUAAUCAUAAUCUCAUGAUGUAUUUUCAUGGUACCCAGUGUGUUCCUGAACAGAUCUGCCGCACAUUUCUCCUUUGGCGUUACAUCUUUAGACAAACAAUAACAGAGCAAAAUAGUCUUGUUUUCCGUUACUGCAGGAGACUUACGGGAAUGAGACAGGUAAAAAACCUGCUCAUUUUAAACAAUCUACAUCUCUUUGGCACUCCAAAAUUUCAACCACUGUCACCAAGCCAACUUGCUGCUAUUAACCGAAAAUUUCACAUUAUCGUACUUCGUCCAUUACAGUUCUUCAAAAGAUUUUUACAUGAUGGCAUUUUGUACACUUCUGAUACGUACACAAAAAUGCGAAAGCGCAUUAAUUCUACAGCGAUGCUUCAGGAUGGAAGCUUUUUGCGUAUUCAGCAUUUAGUUUUGCUGAGGGGUCAUUGUGGCUGUGGAUUUAGUGAUUGUUCCUGCGCAUCAAUGCCUUUAAUUCUGGGUCGUCCUCUCAAAAAACAAACAAAAGCGCCAUUCACAGACAGACAAUUAAACUUUAGUAUUGAUUUUGUGACCGAGGUAACGGAGAGUCUCGAAACAAUUGCGGUUCCAGUUUCAUCACUAAAAAACAAAUGUGUUUUCAUCAAGAUUAGGGAAAAGCGGUAUGUUAUCCCAAUUGUAAACACAAUCGAAACAGACUAAAAGCUUAGUUUAGUGUUGUUACAAGCAUCUGAACAGAUAGGUAGCUUUACCCACUUGUGUUAUUAGAUCAAAUAUCUAUAUCUAAAUAUCUAUAUGCUACAUUGUACACCAUACAAUUAAGUUUUAUUCAACAGAUUAGUUCUAUGAGUUCAACACUCUUGUGUCAGGAGAAAAUGUCUUUUUUAAACUUUGUAAACUACACAAUCUGUUUACACAAUGAUUCAUAACUAUUGUACUCCAUAAUUAAACACACAAGUAGUCCUAUAUAGUAAUGUUAAAUAAAAGACAAUAAGAUGUCUAUGUUAUAAGUAGAUGGAAGUUUUAAAAGAAACUGGACUACAGUGGAUUGAUGUUGAUGAGAUUCGCACUAGUAGAGUUUAUGCAGUUGUAAGUGCUUGUGAUGCUAAAAGACAAUACACAGUUUAAUGGCAAGUAUGGAUGUGACUGAUGUCCUUCAUUGUUAAAAGAAAAUCAGAUGUCAAUGUACUAGCUGGAUGAACAUGUAUGAAUAUUAAACAUUGUAAACCAUACAAUUAUUUAUUUAUUUAUUUAAUAGACCAGUCCAGCAGUUCAACACUCUUGUCAUGAGAAAAUUUAAUGCACGUGUACAACAGAAAUGUGUGUGUGUUUUAAACAUUGUAAACUACACAAUUAUCUGUUUAUACAAUGAUUUGUUACUGUACUGUUAUUUAACACAAGUAGUCCUAUAUACUAGUGGUAAAAGACAAUUAGAUGCACAUGUUAAAAGAUGUAAGGAAAUGUGUAUGUGCUUUUUAAAUAUUUUCUUGGCUUUAUAUGUCUGGAUUAUAUAAAGAUAUGUUGAAAUGGCACUUAAAUUUGGAUGUUGGUAUAGUGUUGAAAGACUGUCAUAAACCAGAAGUAAUAAAGAGAUUAAAUAAAA
Messenger RNA from Carassius gibelio (silver crucian carp), 3623 nucleotides. RefSeq lists its product as uncharacterized. The transcript is spliced from 7 exons. NCBI's taxonomy places the organism in Eukaryota, Metazoa, Chordata, Actinopteri, Cypriniformes, Cyprinidae. The record is from RefSeq and is a predicted model, not a curated record. Bases 110 to 2722 code for a protein of 870 amino acids.